AUGAAAGCACAUCUUGACAAAUACAUUAUCGGGCAGGAUCACUGUAAAAAAGUUCUUUCAGUUGCAGUGUUCAAUCAUUACAUUCGGGUCCAGGAUGCUUCAAACGAAACUUCCUCUACAUUGCUGGGAGCACCGGUGCUACACAAAAAGUCCGAUACUGGCGUGGAACUUGAGAAGUCAAAUAUUCUCCUUUUUGGCCCUACUGGCUCAGGUAAGACAUUGGCGGCAACCACUAUGGCCCGUGUGCUUCAGGUACCUAUAGUUAUACAAGACUGCACCUCGCUGACACAAGCCGGUUAUGUGGGCGAGGAUGUGGAGAGCUGCAUCCUAAAGCUUUUGGCCAAAGCUGAUUAUGAUGUCAAUCUUUGCCAGCGCGGCAUUGUUGUUCUGGAUGAGCUGGACAAGCUUGCCAAGCCUCAGGUAUACGCUGGCACGAAGGAUAUAGGCGGCGAAGGGGUCCAGCAAGCGCUCCUGAAACUGGUUGAAGGAACUAGUGUUUCGGUCCAGGGUAAGAAAAGCAACCAUAUGGAAAAUACUGGACUGGGAGGAGGUACGGCAGAGUACACGGUAGACACCUCUACAAUUCUAUUUAUUGGCAUGGGAGCUUUCACAGGACUGGACAAAAUCAUCAAAAAACGACUGGGUCGUAAAAAACAGUCCGACGUCCUAUCCAAAGCGCAACCCUCAGAUUUGGAGCAGUAUGGGUUGAUCCCCGAGCUUGUGGGACGUAUGCCUGUUUUCUCUUCUUUGAAACAACUUGAAGUGGACGACCUAGAGAGAAUUUUGGUGGAGCCGCAAAACUCAAUUGUCCGCCAGUAUGAGUACUCAUUUGCCAAGAGUGGGGUGAGGUUGGCCUUCACCAAAUCCGCUGUACGGAAAAUAGCAGAAACAGCUCUUAAAAAUGGUACUGGAGCACGAGGUCUGCGGGGGGUCUUGGAAAAAGUGCUGCUGGCAGCGAACUAUGAGUGCCCCGGGAGCGGGAUCAGUUUUGUGCUUGUAGAUGAAGAAGUCAUGGAGAUGGACGAAAUAACGCCGAAGUAUUUCGCACGAGGGGAUAUCUUCCGGUUUUUGGAACAAGUGGGAAAAGAGGACGAACAAUUGCGCGGAAUGCUUAGUGACGAGUACGGCAUACCAAAAUUCGAGUCGAUAAAAAAUUAG
Messenger RNA from Ogataea parapolymorpha DL-1, 1158 nucleotides. RefSeq names its product Mitochondrial ATP-binding protein, possibly a mitochondrial chaperone with non-proteolytic function. Gene Ontology annotation, biological process: proteolysis; protein catabolic process. Gene Ontology annotation, cellular component: mitochondrial matrix. The transcript has a single exon. Gene Ontology annotation, molecular function: ATP binding; ATP hydrolysis activity. Lineage: Eukaryota; Fungi; Ascomycota; Pichiomycetes; Pichiales; Pichiaceae. The coding region runs from base 1 to 1158 and encodes 385 amino acids. The record is from RefSeq and is a predicted model, not a curated record.